GAUUCUUACACAUAAAUUGUGAAUAACCUAGCAAAUUUGGUUAGGCGUGACACGAAAAGCAAAAUAAAGACUCCAAACGAGGAGCUUAUAGUCCCCAGACAGACACAACUCUUGGCCUUUGGCAGUUGCCCUUGGCUUGUUCACUGAAGACGAAAAUGCCCCUUCCCUGCCUGUCCCUCAUUCUACGUACGCGGCGGUUGGUCCAGUUUCUGUGCCAUCAAACAAAACCCAGUCCGCAGGGCAGUCUCACUUCAACUCCCUAAUCCUCCUUUUGAGUUUAGGGUUCUAAAGUUCCAACCUUUCCCUCCAAUUUAUCAGUUUUCUUACUUACACCCUCUGCACUCCUGCAACACCGCUGCUGGUUUUUUGCUGUUCAGUUUAACCGUCCGCCGUGAAAAUUCCUUCCCCAUAUAGAUGGAGUCGAACGGGGAUGACGCCGCUCGUAUCGUCGCCGAACUCGAAACCCUCAAGUCCGCCAAAAGCGACAUAGACAGCCGAAUUCGAGCUCUGGAAGCUCAGCUCCGCGACUUGAACCUCCAGAAGCCCGCCGUCUGUGCCAACGGGUCUUGUCAUUCAGGCGGCUCGGCCGUUGGUUCUGCCCUGGCUCACGGAUUAUCGCCGGAUAUGAUUUACCGCUACAGCCGCCACCUCCUCCUUUCCUCUUUCGGAGUUCAAGGGCAGUCAAAGCUCGUCAAGUCUUCCAUUUUAGUGGUUGGAGCUGGAGGAUUAGGCGCCCCUGCUCUGAUGUACCUUGCAGCUUCUGGUGUUGGCCGGUUGGGUAUCGUCGAUCAUGAUGUUGUUGAACUUAAUAACAUGCAUAGGCAGGUUAUACACACUGAAGCGUUUAUCGGCCAACCAAAAGUGAAGUCUGCUGCUGCUGCCUGUCGCUCAAUCAACUCCUCAAUUCAGGUAGUGGAACACCAAGAAGCAUUAAGGACAUCCAAUGCGAUUGAAAUUAUGAGCCAAUAUGACAUUGUAGUAGAUGCUACAGAUAAUGCACCAAGCCGUUACAUGAUCAGUGAUUGUUGUGUCGUGUUGGGGAGGCCUCUUGUGUCGGGUGCUGCAUUGGGAUUGGAGGGUCAGCUGACAGUCUAUAAUUACAAUGGAGGGCCAUGCUACAGAUGCCUUUUCCCAACUCCACCACCUGCAACAGCUUGCCAAAGGUGCUCAGAUAAUGGAGUCCUAGGAGUGGUCCCUGGAAUAGUUGGCUGCCUACAAGCUCUAGAGGCCAUUAAAAUUGCUAGUGCUAUUGGGGAACCGUUGUCAGGACGCAUGCUUCUACUUGAUGCAUUAUCAGCACGAGUUCGGAUUGUCAAGAUCAGAGGGAAGUCAAUACAUUGUGAAGUUUGUGGAGAAAGUACUAAAUUUACCAAAGAGCAAUUUAAGAACUUUGAUUACGAGAAUUUUACUCAAUCUCCCUUGUCAGCGGCUCCCUUGAAGCUCAACCUUCUUUCAGAAGAAUCUAGAAUCAGCAGCAGCGAGUUCAAGGAGAAAGUGACAAAAGGAGAACCAUAUGUUUUGAUCGAUGUACGACCAGGCCACCACUUCAAGAUUGUUUCACUUCCAAAUGCCAUGAAUAUCCCUCUAUCGACUUUGGAGGGCAGGCUGCCUGAGAUCUCUUCAGCUUUGAAAGAGGAGGAACAUCGCAGGAGCAGUGAAAGCUCGGAGUCACCUAUUGUUGGCCUUUACGUGAUGUGUAGAAGAGGCAACGACUCACAGAGAGCAGUUCAAUUGCUGCAGAGUAUGGGAUUCCCCUCUGCAAAAGAUAUCGUUGGUGGCUUAGAGGGCUGGGCUCGUGAGGUGGAUCCAGAUCUCCCUACUUACUAGAGACCAAAUAGUUUUGUCUUGCAAUGUUUUCUUCUACAUGAAAUCCUGUACUUCAAGAUGGGGGGAUGCAAACUCAUUACCAGCAGUUCAUCUGGGUUAUUUUAGUCCCUUUAAGUUAUCAGUAUAAUCUACUGUUUACUUGUCCGUGGUAGAUCUUUAUUAUAAAAUAGAGUACUUUGUCGACAACAACUUGAGCAGACAAGGAAUGGCAACUAAGACGCUUUGUUUUGUAUAUUUUUCUUGCUGCAACUUGAAAAUCAGAAAAUUACACCAGUGACCAGCCAACCUAGCAGAGAAAGGACAACCUUGAACAUCAUGAGGUGACACAGAAAGAGAAGCAAUGCUUUAACUAGCUAUUUUGGACUGCUGACUCUGAUGGUGUGCCUUAAAAGAUAAAAAUCACACAUAACUUCUAACCAUUAUUAAGGGCUUAUUCCAUGGCCUCUUUCCUUAUGGUGACCGGGUGGAUCUGGUUGCCAUGGCUGUGGUGGCCUAGGAGGGAAGGGAAAUGGCGGCUGGGGCCAAGGACGAGGCCAUGGCUCUGGUGGCCUAGGUGGGAAAGGAAACGGCGGUUGUGGCCAAGGGCGAGGCCACGGUUCUGGAGGCCUAGGUGGGAAAGGGAACGGAGGUCGUGGCCAAGGACGAGGCCAUGGUUCUGGUGGCCUAGGCGGGAAAGGAAACGGUGGUCGUGGCCAAGGGCGAGGCCAUGGUUGUGGCUGAUCACCGCCAUACCCACACAUCCCAAAAGAACACUGAACUCCCCAGGGGCAUCUGUUGAAGCACUUCCCACAGUUGAAUGGACUAACGUUGCUGUCGACACACAAUCCACCACAACAUUGCCAAGUGAAGGGGCAGCUGAUCCCACACCAGCCACAAUUGUUUGCAUCAGACGACACAUCUACACACUGGUUCCUGCAACACUGCAUCCGCGGUCCAGGUGGGUCGUGAUGAUUGACACCCUGAUCUCUGCAUAUCCAUGGCGCUCUUGAGCAGCCGGGGUCUCGAGGCUGCUGGUGAUGGUUUCUCACUUUCUUCAGCCAUGGUGAUGAGUGCGUCGACACGUUGUAGUAGUAGUAGUGUCCUUGUUUGGAAAUUGAAUCCCCAUUUG
Molecule: messenger RNA, 2935 nt
Organism: Linum tenue
Lineage: Eukaryota; Viridiplantae; Streptophyta; Magnoliopsida; Malpighiales; Linaceae
Source: the annotation of a GenBank genome assembly